Molecule: messenger RNA, 606 nt
Organism: Penicillium coprophilum
Lineage: Eukaryota; Fungi; Ascomycota; Eurotiomycetes; Eurotiales; Aspergillaceae
Exons: 2
Coding region: 1-606 (201 amino acids)
Source: RefSeq, a predicted model, not a curated record
AUGGUUGAGACACGCUAUCAUCCCGAGAUCAUCACACCCUCGCUUCCCAACCUUGACAUGCAAGGCGAAGGUCGACUCAAGAAUUACGAUUUCGCAAACAUCACACAUAUUGUCGUCCACCCAUCUGAUACAAUGAUGAGGAACAUCAAUGCUAAUGCCAAGGCCAAUACCUCCUACAAUUACGACAACAAAGAAUAUGUGAAGAUCAUGGGAAAGAUCCUUUCUGUGAAAUUCUUCGGCAACGACUACCAGCUAGAAUGGCUAGACUCCCAGGGUGUCGGCAGACACACAUUCAUUGCAUUCACCAAUACCGAAAAGAAAUGGGAGCGCGUUCAGAGUCAGACCCCGAGUGACGAAAAGCUAGAAGUGGUUGAGGUUAUGUUCAUGCCAACCAACCCCCGGGAAGUACAAAAGGCCUUCUGGAGGCCCGCCAGAGAACUUGUCUUUGGAAGGGUUCAGGCCAGAGUGAAGGAGAGUUCGCUUGAGAUGAUUCGGCUCCGAGUGAUGUGGACGCGAUUGACUGUGUCUCCCCGGAAGUUGCAGAGACUGAGAAAGGGUUCGGCUUCCCCAGAAUCGGCUUGCCUUGACAUUCAAGAGUCAGGCUAG